AGCAAUAAUAAUGCUGCUUUCCAAGUCAGUUCUCGUCGGCAUCCCUUUGAGAAGCUCCGGACACACUGAAACUGUUCUGGAUUUCGCAAUGCGGCAGCAUCAAUUGAUCCAGCACGAGUCGAGUCGCCUGAUACCUAGCUAGCUACCGUAGCUAGCUACUACUACGGUGUCUUUGGGAUUCCCUUCUCUUCAUCAUUAGAGUUCUCAAGACGUCUCGAUUUGGAUUUCUACAUUAUCAUGAGGUUGUUCCAAAGCGCACCACACGUACCGGCCACAAAAUACAUACAUGUAGAUUGCCCCUUGCAUUUUGUUUGACAAAAACAAAAAGAAAAGAAGUGACAUUCAACAAUGAGCGGCAGCAAAGAAUCCAGCACAUCCUGGCUCCUGAAGAAGGAUCCCAGCACUGGGAUGGGCCCCAUGUCCUUUUAUGGUCGUUGUAUGGGCGGCGGAGCCUUGGCCUGUGGCAUUACCCAUGCAUCGGUUGUCACGCUGGAUGUUGCCAAGUGUCGAUCGCAAGCCCACAGCCAGUGGCCCUCCGGGCUAGUUCCUAGUAUCCGAAGGACUUGGGUCGAAGAAGGAAUGCGAGGCAUUACCAAGGGGUGGGUCCCCACCUUUUACGGAUAUAGUGCGCAAGGACUGUGCAAGUUUGGCCUCAACGAGGUCUUCAAGGACUAUUACACACACCUCUACGGGGCAGAGAACCUCGAUUCCACUCCAAAAAAGAUGCUCUUGUGGGCAUUGGCUAGUGGGUCCGCAGAAAUCUUUGCCGAUGUGGCUCUCUGUCCCUUUGAAAUGACAAAGGUCAAAAUGCAAGUUACCCUCCCUGGCAUGAAGGAUGGCGUAUCGGAUAGUCUUUUGCCAGCGUUUCGAGACAUGAAUGCUCGCAAGGCCGAAACAAAGUUCCCCUUUGGAAGUUUGCAACCACUCUGGUUUAGACAAGUCCCCUACACCAUGAUCAAGUUUGUAGGAUUCUAUCAGACACAAAACAUGGUCUACGAGGAGAUUUUUCGUCGCUCGGGAAAGCGCAAAGAAGACUUUAGUGCCCCCUCCCAAUUGGCAAUCACGUUUGGUUGUGGGUAUUUCGCCGGAAUAUUUUGCGCCAUUGUGACACAGCCAGCGGAUAAUCUCGUCUCCAUGAAGGGAAGCGCCGAGAAUGCCAACAAGAGUUUUUCGGAACUGGCCAAACAGAUGGGAACUAGAGAUCUGUUCCUCCGCGGGCUAACUACUCGAAUCUUGAUGAUUGGAACCCUUACGGGCUUACAAUGGUGGAUCUAUGGAGCUUGGAAGAACAUGUUCGGCCUGGGUACAUCCUAGCUAGAUGCCAGCGAGAAGGCGGACACAGAACUGGUUCAGUUUUCCUGUCAACAGCGCCUUGUGCGAGCAUGGAAACACAAAACAGUACAACUUCACGUGGUCUAGUUUGAAAAGGUAGCUUUAGCUAAUGAUACCCUUACUUUUGGUGUUUCCAUUCUACCUGGCACCUGGUUUUACGU
Molecule: messenger RNA, 1493 nt
Organism: Seminavis robusta
Lineage: Eukaryota; Bacillariophyta; Bacillariophyceae; Naviculales; Naviculaceae
Source: the annotation of a GenBank genome assembly